AUGGAGCAGGACCCGUGGUUCCUCCCGCCGCGGUUCCCCCCGCGGCGCGGCGCGGUGGUGGCGGCCGGUGACGCGCGGCCCGUGGCGGCCAUGGCGGCGCUGCCCCCGGGGCCGCUGUCGCCGCCUGGCGGGGGCGCGGCGGACGCGGCGGGGCCUGAGGGCGCUGAGGGCCUGUUCGUGCUGCUGGGCGCGGGGCUCGCCGCCGCCAGCCACCCCCUGCUCUACGUCAAGCUGCUGGUGCAGGUUGGGCAUGAGCCUCUACCUCCAACCAUUGGCAGAAAUGUGCUGGGAAGGAAGGUCCUGUACCUGCCCGGCUUCUUCACCUAUGCCAGACACAUCGUGGAAGUGGAUGGGAAAAGAGGCCUCUUCCGUGGCCUGACUCCUCGCCUCAUCUCAAGCACUUUAUCAACCAUCACCAGGGGGAGUGUGAAGAAGGCUUUUCCACUGGAAGACAUGGAGCACGUGUCUAACAAGGAUGAUGUGAAAACUUCACUUAGGAAAGUGGUCAGAGAGACAUCCCACGAGAUGAUGAUGCAGUGUGUGUCCAGGGUUGUCUCACACCCUCUGCACGUGAUCUCCAUGCGCUGCAUGGUUCAGUUCGUGGGCCGGGAAGUCAAGUACAGCGGUGUGUUCAGUGCCAUUGGCAGGAUAUUUAAGGAAGAAGGGAUCCUGGGAUUCUUUGUUGGGUUAGUCCCUCACAUCCUGGGGGAUGUCAUCUUCCUCUGGUGCUGCAACCUCCUGGCUCACUUCAUCAACACCUAUGCAGUGGACGACAACUUCAGCCAGGCAUCGGUGAUCCGGAGCUACACCAAGUUCGUGAUGGGGAUCGCUGUGAGCAUGCUGACCUACCCGUUCCUUCUCGUGGGAGAUCUCAUGGCAGUGAACAACUGUGGGUUGCGCGCCGGCCUCCCUCCCUACGCUCCCGUCUUCGCAUCCUGGAUCCACUGCUGGAGGUACCUCAGUGCUCAGGGGCAGCUGUUCCGUGGCUCCAGCCUGCUGUUCCGCAGGGCGCCCAUCCCAGCCGCCUCCUUCCCCAUCGACUGACGCCUCGGCAGGGAGAGCUCUUCAACUCAGACUCCUCAAGAAACCCCAAGCUUGUUUCGAUAUCUGUAUAUUUCUAUUUUCUGAUCCAAAGUCCAUGGUGCCAGAACUGACACCUCUUCUCCAGCAAGGCCAGCAACAGACUUCUGGACAUCUGGCUUCUAGCUCCAGCUGGACCAAAGCUCCAUCCUCGUGGCUGUCUCGACUGGGAUGUAUAGCAGAGAGCAGAAAAGCAUUGUCCCUUUGGUCCAGACUGUAGCCCUGGAGUUGCUGGGGAAGUCCAGGAAUCCAGAAAAUGCCCAGGUACUACAGGAGCCAGCCAUGAGCUGCAGGGACAAAAGCCUGCUUUGUUCUGCCUGAGCUGGGAAGCAGCAGGAGUUCCAAGGUCACCUCCCUGGGGAGGCUGUGCCAGGUGACAGCCUCCUGCCUGAUCCUUUUUGGAGAAAGCACCUUUGCCUGGCAGGUAGCUCAUCCUGGGCAAGAUCAACUUGGCAUCCAUGUUUAAGGUUUGAGAGUACCUGAACACCCAGGAGCAUCCCACCUCCCAUGGGCAUGAAAAGGAAAUUAUAGGAUCAAAACAGGGAAGGGAAACAGAGUCCCAUUGCAAGGAACAGCAGAGUCCCAAAGAGACAGGUGCAGCCCAGCUCAGGGCAGCGAUGGGAUGUGGACACAGAGGGAGCCCUUGGGAAGGGCCCUGCACUGCCAGUGGUGCUGCUUUGGGCAGGAUUUCGGUUGUGGAAGGGGCUGUGUUUAGGACACACCCAGCAGAGCCGUGGGCUGGGCAGGCAGCCUGCACCACCACUCCUGUGUGCUGGGCUGGCCUGGCCUGGCUGCACCGAGGGGAAUCUCCCAGGCAGCAGCACCACGAGCCCUGCUGGGCUCCCGCUCCCGUCGCUGAUGGAAACGGAGCCGGGAUGUGAGAGCUGCCACAAAGGGCUCUCCUGCAGCAGGGGCCGCCAUCAGGGCUGUCUGCCCUAAAGAGAUACACCUUGAGCUGGCCAAAGGCUGGCGAGGCAGCAGGGUGGAAGGCUCCCGGUGCUCUGUGUGUAGCAGAGCUCACCAGUGGCACCAGGGCAGGAUUGAUGCUCAGCUCCCCAGACAACAAUUUCUUUGCACCAGUCUGUGCUGUGAUGGCAGCCAGGCAGAUUUCCCCCGUUUCAGUCCCCCACGAAGCAGUCUUUUGCACAGAGGUGAUGCUGAACUCCCUGGGAAGAGGUUUAGCAUUCCUUGAGCAGGUUCCCCUGUGCUGCAGCAACAGCAGCAGCUGGGGUCACAUCUCUGGGGACCUGCCAUCACACGGGGUUUUUUCCUCCAGCAGGCAGGGUCGAUGCACAGCCCAGGCAGGGUCUGCAGGACAGUGGUGGUACGUGCUGGGACUGGCAGCCCCCACCCAGCUCCCUUUGGUGUCGUGACGUCGGUCUUCUCUGUCCUCCCUCGCUCCCAGUUUGUGUUACAGCUAAAUAAUGCAUGGACCUGCUCCCUAAUACCAGAGAUUAUUUCAAAGAGGAUUUAAUUAUGCUCCAAAAUACAAUUACAGAACAACUA
Messenger RNA from Hirundo rustica (Barn swallow), 2586 nucleotides. It is a transcript of the gene MTCH1, whose product is annotated as mitochondrial carrier 1. The transcript has 14 exons. Gene Ontology annotation, biological process: positive regulation of apoptotic process. The record is from RefSeq and is a predicted model, not a curated record. Gene Ontology annotation, cellular component: mitochondrion; membrane. Bases 1 to 1044 code for a protein of 347 amino acids. Lineage: Eukaryota; Metazoa; Chordata; Aves; Passeriformes; Hirundinidae.